UGAAUGGUUGCUUUAAGUAAUGAAAGACACACCUGGAGACUGAAUGAUUCGAACGAAGCCAAUGAAGCUCAGAGCGACCAUUGCAUUCCUCGUCCUGUUGGUGACGGUCGUCAGUUACAUGUCCAUCAAGCUCGUCUAUGUCGCCUGGGAACAAGAGCGAGUCCGUGGUCAAGAGCUUGGCAGAAAGACCAGCACCAACUAUAUUCUAGUUUCCAAUGGGCUACCGAUUUUGAAGUCGAGCCACAUUAGUAACGAAACCAGCACAAAUCCUCAGUUUCGGUCGCAUCCAGGUUUUGGUGAAUUUGUUUCAGUCAAUUGUAAAGCAAUAUUCGAAGGUGACAUGCAAGCCAUAGAACAAGCCAAUAAUAAGAUCCACUUACGUGAUAAUUUGUACAGUGACCAAGCGAUACAUCUGCAGACCCAGAACUGUGAAGAAUUCCGACGUUAUCAUGGUUAUAAUUCUGUUCCCACCACGAAGGAAGAGACCAACUUCCCUAUAGCCUACAGCAUCGUGUUUCACAAGGACAUAGCUCAGGUUAACAUGCUACUAAAAGCGAUCUACCGACCCCAGAACCUGUACUGUCUACAUUUGGACGCGUACUCUGGCAAUGCUAUUCGAAGUGCGGCCGAAUCCUUAGCUGCUUGCUUUAGUAAUGUCUUCCUUGCAUCAAGGUUAGAGUACGUCACCUAUAAAGGUUUCUCUCGUCUGCGUGCCGACAUCAAUUGCAUGGAGGACCUACUUUCCAAGACACAGAAGUGGAAGUACAUGAUUAACCUUCCAGGACAAGAAUAUCCCUUAAAAACUAAUCUAGAACUCGUGAAGAUAUUGAAAAUUUACAAUGGCUCCAACGACAUUGAAGGCAUCACAGGCAAAAGGAUGUUGCCAAUUCGCUAUCAGUAUAAGCACAAGUACGUCUCCAGUAAAUCGGGUAAAAGCUUGUUGAUUCGCACAGGUCAGCUGAAGGAGAAACCCCCAUAUAACAUCACCAUUGUGAAGGGGAGUGCGUAUGGGGUGUUUUCCAAGGAAUUUGUACGGUUUGUUGUCAAGACUAAAAUAUCGAAAGAGUUUCUACAGUGGUGCAAAGACAUCUCUAGUCCUGACGAGUAUUUCUGGGCUACGUUGCACCACAACACACAUCUCGGAACACCUGGCGGAUAUUCAGGACCUCCCGAUGAGAAACCAUGGCUAGCGACGUACGCAUCGUGGCGUGGCAGAGACCAGUGUGCUGGGAAGUGGGUGCAUGGUAUGUGUGUGUUUGGUGUGGGUGAUCUCCCUUUGCUAAUAACGAAGAAGGAAUUGUUUGCCAAUAAAUUCUACCUUGACUAUCAGCCAGUCGCCCUGCACUGUAUGGACGAAUGGAUUCACAACAAGACAACGGCUUCGCUGCCUUUCGACAGCAUGUAUUACCGAGCGUUACCUUUUGUCAAGAAACCGCAAUAAGACAUUCAGAUUAUUAAAUAGCACCGGGUGUUACUAAUAGCAUUGACACCCGGCCACUUCCAACGAGUUGGGAUUAUUGUUAUUUGCAGUCUUUAACAAAUAAUACAUACACACGCACACACACACAGAGAGAGAGAGAGAGAGAGAGAG
Molecule: messenger RNA, 1591 nt
Organism: Gigantopelta aegis
Lineage: Eukaryota; Metazoa; Mollusca; Gastropoda; Neomphalida; Peltospiridae
Product: N-acetyllactosaminide beta-1,6-N-acetylglucosaminyl-transferase-like
Exons: 2
Coding region: 44-1441 (465 amino acids)
Cellular component (GO): membrane
Molecular function (GO): acetylglucosaminyltransferase activity
Source: RefSeq, a predicted model, not a curated record